This is a messenger RNA of Aspergillus versicolor CBS 583.65, 1707 nucleotides long. RefSeq names its product cytochrome P450. The transcript is spliced from 6 exons. Bases 55 to 1596 code for a protein of 513 amino acids. The record is from RefSeq and is a predicted model, not a curated record. NCBI's taxonomy places the organism in Eukaryota, Fungi, Ascomycota, Eurotiomycetes, Eurotiales, Aspergillaceae. Gene Ontology annotation, molecular function: iron ion binding; monooxygenase activity; oxidoreductase activity, acting on paired donors, with incorporation or reduction of molecular oxygen.
GUCUUUUCUGCUCCACCAUAGUUCCUGCUCUCCCUUCAUCUUGCCAAGCCUCCAAUGUCUUUCAAUCUGGAAGAUGCGAUAUCAAAAUAUCGACAUUUUGAACUCAACCCGACUUAUGUCUUUUUUGGGCUGGUUAUCUUUGUGAUAUACUAUUGGUGGGAAUCUACAAGACUGAAGAAUCCAUCUCGGCUGCCAGUCAUUGGCAGACGAUGGUAUGAGCUGGGCAAUGGCAAAGCUAAACAACGAUACCUGGAUGACUGCCUUGGCCUUGUCCGGUCCUGCCUGGAGAAGCACGGAGAUGCUUUCUAUCUCUAUACGGAUUCUGCGUAUCGCUUAAUCCUUUCUCGUAAAUACGUCGAUAUGAUCCGCAAUGAGAAGCGUCUGAAUUUCAUCAAGGCCCACGCAGUUAGAAUGGACAAUGGUGUCAAGGGCUUCGAGCCAUUGGCAUCAAUGACAAGCGAUAAAAGGAUUGUACAUGCCGUGGCGAAGCACUCGCUUAAUCGCCAUUUAGGAACCUUUAUUCAGCCACUUAAUGAAGAGUCCGACUAUGCAGUUCGUCAAGUCUUGACUGACAAUCCUGAUUACCACGAGAUCAUGCUCAAAGACUGUGUUUGGAGAAUGUUUGCACAGAUAAUGUCCAGGGUAUUCAUCAAUGAUAAAGACUACUACCGCAAUCCAGACUGGGUUCACGCCAGCUCGGAGUAUGUUGAGCUGGCAGCCGUGGCAGGAUUUGAGCUUCGACGAUUCCCAAAAUGGGCAAAGCCAUUAGCUGCGCCUUUCUUCCCUAAUUGUCGAAAGCUCAGAUCGAUUCUCCAUCACAUCAACACUCUCCUGAAGCCUCUGAAAGAAAGUCUGGACCAGCAAGGCUUGGAAGAUGACCCCAAGAGCCCGCUAGAAUUCCUGUAUAAACAGGUCCGCAGCCAAUCAGAGGAGCUUGGGCCUAUGUUAAUCGCCCUCUGCCUGGUGUCGUACGAUGGAGGGGCCGAAUUGUUCACUCAUGUUCUUUACUCAGUCUUGGGGAAUGAUCAACUUGUAAAGGACCUCCGUUCGGAGAUCAUCAAUGUGGUUGGAAAGGAGGGAGGUUUCAACAAGAAUGCCCUACAGAAUCUCGUGCUCAUGGACAGUGCCCUGAAAGAAGCACAGCGUCUACACCCCGAGUCCGUCCUUAUGCUGCAGCGAAUCGCUGUUGAGGAGGUCGUACUACCGGACGGACUUAUCAUCCCCAAAGGAACCCCCAUGAUGGUCUCCGGCGCCCACAUGCUGGACGCGUCCAUCUGGCCCGACGGCGACAAGUUCGACGGCUAUCGAUUUUAUAAUCUACGCAAGAAGGCAGAUCCCUCCGUGAGUCUGGCUUCAUACAACUUCACCUCAACAUCCCCGGACCAGUUCAGUUUCGGCCACGGAUCCCAGGCAUGCCCUGGGAGGUUCUUUGCGUCGUAUAUGCAGAAGAUCCUCCUCUGCCAUGUGAUAAUGAAAUAUGACGCUUCGGUUACCAUUCCGGAGGAGGGCGCGAGCUUUCAGCGCGGACAGUCGCAUGUUGCCAAUCCGGGGUUGAAGGCGCGUGUUAGAAGAAGGCAGGAGGAGAUUCAACUAUAAAGAUACGAAUGCUCAGGCUUAACUAGAUAUGUCGUACAUCCUUUGUGAUGUUGUCUCAAUCUUAAAAGUACUACUAUCUUGUUACAAUUCGAUACAAAUAGAACUCUGUGU